Molecule: messenger RNA, 1398 nt
Organism: Cyphellophora attinorum
Lineage: Eukaryota; Fungi; Ascomycota; Eurotiomycetes; Chaetothyriales; Cyphellophoraceae
Product: putative WD repeat-containing protein C25H1.08c
Exons: 1
Coding region: 1-1398 (465 amino acids)
Molecular function (GO): protein binding
Source: RefSeq, a predicted model, not a curated record
AUGGCCAGCCACGAACGAAAUCCUCACGAGUUGGACCCUGAAGACGAUGAUAUUCUUGACGCCGAUGAGGCCGACGAGGAGAUUGACGAAGACGGUGACCAGCCAAUGGACGAUGACGAUGAGGAGGAGAUUCAACUACAGAAUGACUCUGCGGCAUACUUCGACGCGCAUCAAGACAGCAUCUUCUGCAUAGCCCAGCAUCCUACCAAUCCAGGCAUCGUCGCUACAGGGGGCGGUGACGACGUGGCCUAUGUCUUUGAUGCCACCCUCGCACCAGGGCCUGUACUGCCCAGCUCUUAUGAGAGCGAACCCAAACAGCAGACUGAAAGAGCAGGACUACAAGCACUCGAGAAGUUGGAGGGCCACAAAGAUUCCGUCAACGCAAUUGCCUUCACCUUGCCCAAGGGCGACUACUUAGUGACGGCCGGGCUCGAUGGACAACUACGAGCAUACCAGAGCGACAAGUCGGCGACCAAGUACAAGUUCUUCGCCGAUGCUUCCGAGGUGCAGGAAAUCAACUGGGUCGAGCCUUGCCCGAAUCCGAAUCAGCCGAACGUGGUUGCCUUAGGCGCCAACGACGGCUCGGUCUGGGUGUAUCAGAUCAAUGCUGCCGACACUUCAAGUCCGCUGACCAUUAUACAAGCCUACUAUCUGCAUACAGCAGCCAGCACUGCUGGUGCCUGGACACCUGAUGGCAGUCUUCUAGCCACUGUUUCGGAAGACGGCAGCUUAUACGUCUGGGAUGUCUUUGGCACCGGCCAAGCAGUCGUGUCCCAGACUGCUACAGAUCAGAGGUUCGAAAUCGAUGGAGGCCUCUACAGUGUGGCUUGCAACCAGAGCCUUGUUGCUGUGGGUGGCGCGACUGGCAUGAUCAAAGUCGUUGGUUUGCCACAACAAGCAGAUCAGUCAAAGAAGAACAAGGCCGCCAAGGGCUCAAAUACGAUAGCGUCAUCCGCCGGACAGAUUCUUGCUUCGCUACAUCCCCAGAAUGAGAGCAUAGAGACCUUGUCUUUCUCGUCGGCACCACUGAAUCUGCUUGCGGCCGGCAGUGUUGACGGCUCGAUUGCACUGUUCGACACCGCUCAUCGAUUUGCGAUGAGGAGACAUAUCAAGGAAGCUCAUGAGGAGCAUGCAGUUGUCAAGCUGGACUUCGUACGAGGCUCGCAACGUGGCGGGCACAUCCUGACGAGCGUUGGCAUGGAUGGAGUCGUGCGACGCUGGGAUGUGCGCGGCGGUACCACUGCUGCUGGACAAGGCUUUCUGAAAGAAUGGAAAGGGCACAGAGGCGAUGGUGAAGGUGGCGGUGUGCUCGGCUUUGUCCAAGGAGGGCCAGGGAAUGUUAUAGUCACUGCUGGCGACGAUGGUGUCUCACUGGUCUUCAGGGCAGACAUUGCCUGA